Molecule: messenger RNA, 924 nt
Organism: Ipomoea nil (Japanese morning glory)
Lineage: Eukaryota; Viridiplantae; Streptophyta; Magnoliopsida; Solanales; Convolvulaceae
Product: monothiol glutaredoxin-S7, chloroplastic
Exons: 3
Coding region: 169-723 (184 amino acids)
Source: RefSeq, a predicted model, not a curated record
UAAGAACAACCUCCUUUAGUUUUUGUUCGUUUCAUUAACAUCACACGUUAAAGCCGCGGAGGGGAUGUUUUGCCGAUUAGGGUAGCGGACGAGCGGUAACGAUCGAGGAAAGACUGCGCCCCUUCUACUUUGAUUUGAACGAACGAACGAACGAAGAAGCAACACGCCAUGUCUUCUACGGUGGCGCUACAAUCGCAGAUAGCUUUCACGACUGCGCCUCUCUUCGUAAGAGCGGCCACCACUACUGCUACGCCUAAUGUCAAUGUUUCUCUGGUGCACGCCCCGACUCCUUAUCGUCGUGCACUUCGCUGCUCCACAAAUCGAAAUAGCGCUAUCGUCGGCAGAAACCGUUCUGGAAGGACCGGAUCCGGAUCCGGAUCAUUUCGAUGCUUAUGCGCUCUAAGUCCUGAGUUGAAGACUACUUUGGAUAAAGUUGUUACAUCAGACAAAGUUGUGUUGUUCAUGAAAGGAACCAAGGAAUUUCCACAAUGUGGAUUCUCCAACACAGUGGUGCAGAUACUAAAGUCCUUGAACAUGCCUUUUGAGACAAUAAAUAUCCUUGAAAAUGAAGUGUUGCGACAAGGAUUGAAGGAGUAUUCCAGUUGGCCAACCUUUCCUCAGCUCUACAUUGAUGGGGAAUUUUUUGGUGGUUGUGACAUCACAGUAGAGGCAUACAAGAGCGGAGAGCUGCAAGAAGUGCUUGAAAAGACAAUGUGCUCUUGAUAGGUUGAAAUAUAGACAUUUGAUGCCAUCAAAUUGCAAAGUAGCAGCAUCAUAAUCCUAAAACAAUGUUAUGAAAUGUCUUAUUCUGUCAUCCAAAUGAUAUGAAUGUAGGGUGUCAGUUAUUCUGUCUCUAUUUUUAAAAUAAAAAUAAUUUAUUAUUCAAUUUCUGACCUGCAUUGCUUCAUAUAAAUUUUGGUUUGA